Messenger RNA from Phlebotomus papatasi, 4403 nucleotides. RefSeq lists its product as uncharacterized. Gene Ontology annotation, molecular function: protein serine/threonine kinase activity; ATP binding. The record is from RefSeq and is a predicted model, not a curated record. The coding region runs from base 264 to 4211 and encodes 1315 amino acids. The transcript is spliced from 4 exons. Gene Ontology annotation, biological process: positive regulation of apoptotic process; protein phosphorylation; intracellular signal transduction. Lineage: Eukaryota; Metazoa; Arthropoda; Insecta; Diptera; Psychodidae. Gene Ontology annotation, cellular component: nucleus.
GUGCCGAGCACAAAAAUACCGUUGCGAAAAUUUAUUUCUGCAGAAACCUCCGAGGCGUGCGGAUGGAAAAAUAGAGUGAAGAGCUUUUAAUUGCUCUUGAUUUUCCGUUUUGUGAUUCUGAGUGUGUGUUCUAUUGUGAUUGAAAGGAUUUCUUUGUAAAUAAUUUACUUGUAAUCGUGGCAAAUGUAUACUAAAGUGUGAAGAAAAGUGUGCACAGAAACAUUUUCAGUAAUAAGGCUUGAUUAUCGUGAAAAAGCCCUAAAAUGAACUUCAUAAGGAAAUUUGCAAGGGAUUUGCAAUUGUCAAAACGUCGGCAAAGUGCCCCAGUUUUGGUGGACGAGCCUCACAAAUACAAGAGUGAGGAGUAUAUGCAGGCCCUUUCGGCUUUCAAUGAUUGGAGAAAAAAACGUCUGGACAGCCCAAAGUGUUCUUUUAUGAAUAACAAUAUGGAGAAUAUCGCUGAAGAGAAUAUAGGAUCAACUUCCAGUGGUGAAAAAUCAUCACCAACUUAUGCUGAUAUUGACGAGGGGGUUGGUAACAAUACUCCUCCAGAGGGAUUCUUCCGCAGUAACUCAAUUCCAGACUUGGCUGCAUCUCCAUGCAAAAGCUCAGCAUUUGGGGAGAGAAAGACUUCCAAGAGGAAUCACAAGAAGGGCAAGGCUCCACCUCCACCACCUCCAAGAUUCGACGCUAAUGCUCCGUUGCCGAAAGUAAAGAAGUCGAAUAGUGCUCCAAAAAGUUGCCUCAAUCCAAUUGAGAGUGAAAAUGCAGAAGAUACCGAUGGACCAAGAUUCAGUGGAUCUUACAGAAAGUUCGAUAUUGACUCGUCAUCCACCUGCGAUGAUUAUGUUAUCUCCAAAAAUAUCAAGAACAGGCAGAAGAAAAUUGCCAAGAAGUCUCCAACCACAGCCAAGGAUCUGGAAGAUGAACAAGUAAUUGGUCACAGUGUGCAACCGAAUGUUCCUAAAAAGUACCCAAGGAAGCAGAAUACUGUCCCGAUUGUCGAGAAAAAUGAAGAAUUGAUAAAGCACGAAUACGAUGAGGUCAUUGACGAGGGAUUUAGAUUCCUUAGCGACAAGUACGGAUACUUCAUUGAUACAACAGUUGAGGGGAGUCAGAUGGGAGGCAAUGGACACAUCCCUGUCACUGAUUUAGACAAGUCCGAUGAACUUGGAUCUUCAGAGGAUCAAAUUCCCAAAGAAACUUCCAAAGUGUUUGAUGGACCAACAAAGACCGAAAUGCCCUCGAAUUGGACGCAGCAAUCCUUUGACACGUCCGUCAUGGAUCCGUUCUACACCCGAUUCCAGGACUUCUAUCGGACACAAAAUGUCAUUGUGUGCUGGCCCAAUGAGAUCAAACAUCGUAAGGCAGCACCACGAAGCACCAUCCUCACUCCCCUUGAGUUCUCCACUGGCAUCUUCCGGAACUCCACGGUGUCUGUGCGUAAGUACUCUCUGGGUGAGGGGAAGGAUUAUGAUAUUGCUGAGAUGGCAUCGAGGAGGGAUUUUGAGAUACUCAAUUAUUUGCGUCAUCCCGAUGUUGGGGUCCUUAUGGCUGUGAAUCUAGACAGGGGUUUGAAUCAAAUUAAUCUCGUGAUGGAACCAUUUGACUUCACACUGAAUUAUUUUAUGUACAAAUACAAUCGGGAAUUUCCUGUUGGGGAUACCAUUUCGAUAAUUCAGCAGUUAGCUUCAGCAGUUGAAUAUUUGCAUGAAUGUGGCUAUGUUCAUUCAAAUAUCUCAAGCCAUGCUAUCAUGAUGCGUAUGCAUCCGGUUUGUGUGAAGUUGACUUGCUUUGAACUAGCCACGAGUGUUAAGUAUGAUAUUAAGAAGCAGUUGGAACAGAGUUAUGGACGUCAGGGCUAUUAUAAUCGAUGCGAUGGAUUUAGGGUUAUGGGCAAGGCUAGAGUUCCGCCCAAAAUGCCAGAUAAUGUGGACAAGGAGAAGUACAUCAAGAUGUCCAGGCAGAUCUUGAGUCCGAAAGUUACACCAACGGUUCGGGCUGCGAAAGUGGAUAAUGUUGAUCCCAAGCAUAUGCCAUACUUUCAAAAUUAUCGUCAGAAGUUCUCCUUGCACUACUAUCAGGCUCCAGAAUUGGUUAAAGCUCGUGCACUUUUUGUUGUGCCACGCAAAGAGUGUGAUGUUUACUCCUUGACUGUACUUCUGUGGGAAAUGCUCAAUCGCUGUGUACCAUACGUGAUGUACUCCUAUGAGGAGCUAGAAGCUAUUCAUGCUUCCGGAAGAUCUCAAAUACCGAUAAUUGAUGAAGAGAGAUGCCAGUUUUUCGAUGAAGUCUUCUCAAUGGGAUUGGAACCAAAACCUGAAGAUAGAUUUAUUCCACCGCCUCAUUUUGCGUCAUUGCUGGAGGAUGUGCGAUGUAUGAUCCAGGAGAAGGAAGCCAGAGAAAAAAUUGAGAAGGAAAAGAAGAAAAAUCCAGAAAAUCCAAAUAUUAAUACUGAUGAAAGAUCUGACAAAGUUUCCGUGAAGGGUUUUAGGGAAGCUUCUUUUGCCAAUUCUGCCAAUGAUUUGGGCAUUUUUAAUGAUGUUUCCUUGGAGUCUGUGGAAAAUAGUCUCUACCAGGAGAAGUCACAGCUCAUUGCCAAGGCUGAUAGUUGUCUGGAUGAACUGUUGGGGAAUAUUCAGAGAACUCCUAGUCAGAGAACUAAUGGAGAACUCAGUGAUGCUCUCUCAAUUGCUUCCCUGGGAAAGUCAGAGAGUACAAGAAAGAAGCGUUCAGUUCUCUAUUCGCAGCUAUAUGAGGAGAAACCAGAAGAUCCCUUCUUCAAUCUAUCCCAAUCGACAAUUUUCAACAGCAAUGCAGAUUUUCACAAUAAACUUCUCGAAACGGCAAAACAGGGUGAUCGAUUGGAAAGGACUAGUACGACCAAAAAGAAAAAAUCAAGAGUUAUCGAGAGAGCAAUGGAUAUUUUUGGAGGAGCACCAGCUAAAUCUCGGAUGAAUUUGAAUGAGAGGAUGGAAAGUGUAGCUGUUGGGGAUUCAGCCAAGGAGUCGUCGGGAAAUGAGGAAGACGUUAAGAAUUCCUCCAGAACUUCGGGAUUUGUCGAAAGAGCGAAAGCCAAACUUGAGAAAUGCUUCCUCAAUGGUAGUAGAAAUUGUUCAUCUGAAGAAGAUUUGAUUGCAGCCACGGAAAAGAGUGAGAAAAAAACAUCCACACUUGAGAUUAGUGUCCAGGAUGAGAUGCCGGAAAAGAAGGAACAGAAGGUGGAGAAGGUUUUCUCACCCAGCAAGUAUUCUUUCAAUGUGGGAAGAUGUGAUUUACCAAAGGCACCAAUUGCCAGAAAAAAUAAGCUGAGGCGAUAUGCUUGGCUGUCAGAAAGGAAGCCUUCUGUUUCGCCCAAUGGGAGCUCCUUUAACUUUUUGUCGGAUGAUUCUGACAAAACCAAAACCAAGGAUAUUGUACCAAUGCCGCAAAAUUUCAAAUUCUCCGAGGAAGUUGACAAGUUGGGAGACAGGAAGGCUUUUAGUGCAGAGGUUGAGAUUGAUGAGAGACGCGGAAGUUCAUGCAAUAUCUCCCUGGAUAAUUCUUUCAGGGAGCGAAAGGUUAAUGUGAAUCUGAAGGUGAAGCACAACAAUCAGGAGAUUUUUAACAACUCCUUCGCCACUGACGACGAUUUGGCAAAUAUUAGCCAGAAGAUCAGUCAAAUUCAUUUGGAUAUGUUCAAGGAUCCAAAAACAAUUGGCCAGGACAAUGGCUUUAAGCCAAAAAUUGAUAUAAAAAUGAUAGGACAUCGUGGAGAGAAAGCUUAUGAGAUUCAACGUGAGAUACUUGAUUUAUCAGCUCAGAUUGUUGAGCAUUUCAAUUCGGGGCAGCACGAUGAGACGCUGGAGAAGAGCUCCUUCGAGAGAGAUUCCCGUAAGUUGAUGAUUGUGCGUCCAGAAGCUCUGCAGAGUGCCAUAAGGAAGCAGAAGAAGGCAGCUCAAGAGGAUCUCGAUCGUUUUGAAAAUUCCCUCUGGCGCAGGGAGAAAUCUCUGUGCGAGAAGACUUCCUACACUGGAAGUCUCCCUGAAGAAUCUGAUGGUGAAGAUCUGGAGAAUUGUCCAGGUGUUGCCAACAAGAGAGCUUCAACGUCUUUGCCUGCUGAGGGAUCAAAGAACGACACUGAAGAUCUCUACAUUGAUGAUGAUCUAUCUCUUUGGCCAACGUUGAGUGUCAACAUUGAUCUCGAUAUCAUUAAAGGCUCUCACAUGUGAGCAAUGUUUUUUCUUUAAUAUUUCUCGUCCUUUUUUUUACUUGUUUAACCUUAAUUGAUGUUUGAGUACAAAUAAGUUUGUUAAACUUAAUGUUUUCUCUUCUUAAAAUUUACUUGGGAAAUGGAUUUGUACACGAUGAAAUUUUUCGUCUUCUUUCUAGAGAGAAUGCAAUAAAAAUAAGUAGAAGUGCAA